AUGGAGCACCAGACCGGUAAAGACCCUAAUGCCGGAGUUGAUGCCAAUAUUUCGAAGAUUAUCGCCGUGUCAGUGUUCGCCAGCGUGCUGGCCAUCGCGUCCAUGACGGGCCGGUUUACGGCUAGAAAGAUGAACCGACAGAAGUGGAAGGCUGAUGAUUGCUGGAUUGCAGUAGCUGUGGUGUUCAUUCUUGCCGAUUCAGCGUGCUAUCUGGCGGGCAUUCGGUAUGGCUUUGGCCGCCAUGUCCAUACCGUGGAUCGCAACGAUAUUUUCACCUUCUUCCGGAUUGCAUGGGCCACCUUUCUGCUUUACGGGUGCGCAAUCACCGCCGUGAAGGUCUCAGUCCUACUGUUCUAUCGCCGCAUGUUCCCGACGCGAACCAUUAAGAUCCUGCUGAUUGUGCUCAGCGUGCUCUCCACCAUCUGGUUUCUCCUCAUCACUCUGUUCUCUAUCUUUCAAUGUAUGCCCGUGAGGAAGGCAUGGGACCCGACCGUGCCCGGCAAAUGCAUUCCUCACCUGGACAUUUUUAUUGGGAUGCAAGCGACCAACAUCUUCCUGGACAUCGCCGUGCUCUGUCUUCCGAUUUCCGCUGUCAUGGACCUGAACAUAUCCCGAUCGCGUCGCAUUGCUGUUGCCGGUAUAUUUAGUCUCGGAGGCCUAUCUAUCAUUUUCGCUGCAGUUCGCCUCGCGGUUCUUGUUCAGAAUAAGAACCAAACUGAUAUCACCUGUAAGUACAUUAUCCCCAAGCCUCUCUCGAUCACAGCACCUAAAUCCCCUGGCAUUGUUGACGGCAGUGCUCGACAGUCCACGAGUACGGACAAUCUUUCCCUGCGGGGACACGAGCACGGCACAAAUUUUGUAUAG
Molecule: messenger RNA, 864 nt
Organism: Aspergillus steynii IBT 23096
Lineage: Eukaryota; Fungi; Ascomycota; Eurotiomycetes; Eurotiales; Aspergillaceae
Exons: 5
Coding region: 1-864 (287 amino acids)
Source: RefSeq, a predicted model, not a curated record